GCUCCCUGGGAGUUUACUAUCAGUAUUGUACAUGUAAUAUUUUAUCACUGUUAUCAAGUUCUAGUUUUCUAAAUCCAUCGGAGAAAUAAACUUGCGUUCCUUUCCUGAACAUGUUUUGCAUCAUCGCAAAUACUUUGUGUGCCAUUUUGGGGUCAAUUUGGAGAUAUUUUGUCCCUAACUCCAAAAAAUCAGUGAGUGGCGAAAUAGUUUUGAUAACGGGCGCUGCCCAAGGUAUAGGAAGAGAGAUGGCACUUCUGUACGCAUCUGAAGGCGCUACCGUGGUCUGCGUGGACAUACAAGAAGAAUCCAACAGAAAAACUACCAGAAUGAUAUCCGAUCUGGGAUACGGAAAAGCACACGCUUAUACGUGCGACGUAAGUGAUUACGCAAAAGUGAUGGAUAUGUGUCAAGAUGUCGAAAGGACAGUAGGAAAUGUUACCAUUUUAGUUAACAACGCAGGUAUUGCUUUUGUCAACCGACUUUGUGCGAUGUCCAAAGAAGAAAUUGAACGAAAUAUCUGCGUUAACACCUUGUCUCACUUUUGGAUGAUAAAAGCUAUAUUGCCGUCAAUGUUAAAAAACAAUUAUGGUCACAUAGUCGCUCUGGGAUCGAUAAGCAGUUUUGGGGGCGUUCCACUUCUUAUUCCGUAUAGCGUCUCAAAGUAUGCAAUUCAAGGGUUAAUGGAUAGUUUACGAAAAGAGCUUGCUUUGUACGGAAAUUGUCAAAUCAAAACUACUUUGGUACAUCCCUUCUUUAUUGAUACGGAGAUGGUGAACAGAGCCAAUGUUAACUAUCCUUCUUUUUUGCCGAAGGCUAACAAAAAGUAUGCCGCCACGAGUAUAGUGAACGCCCAAAGAAGUGAAAUGGUGGAGGUUACUAUUCCUGGUUACUACUUAGCGUUGAAGUGUUUAUUUAGAUCAAUUCCUCCAAAGUUAUGUGCCUUAUUCUACAAAUAUUUUAAAAUCGAGAUACAAAAAGACUCUUCUUCAUAGUAGGUAGCAUAGAAUAACCAAUAAAUACUUAUUCAAUGAUAGUACAUAUUAACCAUACAUAAAAUGCAAGACUGAAACCUGUACUUUGUUUAAACUUAACUACUACCUAUACCUUAAGCUGCAGUAAAACUUUUUUUUCUAUAA
This is a messenger RNA of Photinus pyralis (common eastern firefly), 1136 nucleotides long. Its product is annotated as short-chain dehydrogenase/reductase family 16C member 6-like. Gene Ontology annotation, cellular component: lipid droplet. NCBI's taxonomy places the organism in Eukaryota, Metazoa, Arthropoda, Insecta, Coleoptera, Lampyridae. Gene Ontology annotation, molecular function: oxidoreductase activity, acting on the CH-OH group of donors, NAD or NADP as acceptor. The transcript is spliced from 5 exons. The record is from RefSeq and is a predicted model, not a curated record. The coding region runs from base 111 to 992 and encodes 293 amino acids.